Molecule: messenger RNA, 1804 nt
Organism: Passer domesticus (house sparrow)
Lineage: Eukaryota; Metazoa; Chordata; Aves; Passeriformes; Passeridae
Product: complex I assembly factor ACAD9, mitochondrial-like
Exons: 16
Coding region: 81-1622 (513 amino acids)
Molecular function (GO): acyl-CoA dehydrogenase activity; flavin adenine dinucleotide binding
Source: RefSeq, a predicted model, not a curated record
UGGACUCGAAGAAAAUCGAUCAAGAUGCAAAAAUCCCACCCGAAACCUUACAAGGACUGAAGGACCUGGGUCUCUUUGGCAUGCAGAUUCCAGAGGAAUAUGGUGGGCUGGGCCUGUCAAACACCAUGUAUGCACGUCUGGGAGAAAUCAGCUCCCUGGAUGGCUCCAUUGCAGUGACCCUGGCAGCUCACCAGGCCAUUGGGCUGAAGGGGAUCCUCAUUGCUGGCACCGAGGAGCAGAAGGCCAAGUACCUGCCCCGCCUGGCCUCGGGGGAGCACAUUGCUGCCUUCUGCCUCACCGAGCCCGGCAGUGGGAGUGAUGCUGCAUCCAUCCAGACAAGGGCAACCCUGAGUGAAGAUGGGAAACACUUCCUGUUAAAUGGCUCCAAGGUCUGGAUCUCCAAUGGUGGCCUGGCCAGUAUUUUCACAGUGUUUGCCAGGACAGAGAUUGUGGACAAGGACGGGCAGGUGAAGGAUAAAAUCACUGCUUUCAUCGUGGAGCGGGACUUCGGGGGCGUCACCCAUGGGAAACCCGAGGAUAAACUGGGCAUUCGAGGCUCCAACACCUGUGAAGUACAUUUUGAAAACACCAAAGUGCCUAUAGAGAAUGUAAUUGGAGAAGUUGGAGGGGGAUUUAAGGUUGCCAUGAAUAUCCUCAACAGUGGAAGAUUUAGCAUGGGCAGUGCAUCUGCUGGAAUGAUUAAGAAGUUGAUAGAACUGACAUCAGAGUAUGCUUGCACCAGGAAACAAUUCAAUAAGAAACUCAGCCAGUUUGGAUUAAUUCAGGAGAAGUUUUGUUUGAUGGCUGUGAAAGCCUACGUGGUGGAGAGCAUGGCUUACCUGACUGCAGGGAUGAUGGACAGGCCAGGCUUCCCUGACUGCUCCGUCGAGGCUGCCAUGGUCAAGGUGUUCAGCUCUGAAGGUGCCUGGGCAUGUGUGAGUGAGGCUCUGCAGAUUCUUGGAGGCCUUGGCUACAUGAAGGAUUAUCCUUAUGAACGCUACCUCAGAGACACCAGGAUCCUGCUCAUCUUUGAGGGCACCAAUGAAAUCCUGAGAAUGUACAUUGCACUGACAGGGAUGCAGCAUGCAGGGAAGAUCUUAACUGACAAAAUUAAAGCAAUCAAGAAAGGAAACGUGGGAGUGGCGCUGGGGGAGUUCCUGACCAGGUUACAGGACACCCUGGGCAGGAAGGUGGAUCUGGGGCUUGUAGGUGACAGUGGGGUGGUGCAUCCCAGCCUCCAGGAGAAUGCCAAGAAACUUGAAGAAAACAUUUAUUAUUUUGGAACUACAGUCAGGGGCCUGCUAAGUAGGUUUGGCAAGACAAUAGUGGAUGAGCAGCUGGUGCUGAAGAGAGUGGCAGAUGUGGUGAUUAAUUUGUAUGCAAUGACUGCAGCCAUCUCCCGGGCCAGCCGCUCCAUCAGCAUCGGGCUCAGGAACCAUGACCACGAGGUGCUUCUUACAAAUAUCUUCUGCACAGAAGCCUAUUUCAAGAAUAAUUAUGCCAUGGCUCAAUUAGAAAAAUAUGCUGAUGAAAAUCUGGAUGAUUCCAUUAAAAAAGCUGCAAAGCAGAUCCUGGAGAAGAGGGCAUACAUCUGCUCUCACCCUCUGGACAGGACCUUCUGAUUCCUCCCUGAGAGCAGGCACUCAUGAAUGUCAGUCAGGGAGGAAUUUGCUGCAGUUCCAGUAUUUGGCAUCUUAAAAGCAUCUGUUAUUUAAUGUCUUUACUAAAUGUAACUGUGUAAAAUAAAACUUCUUUCUAACCAAAAUUUCAUAGGAAAAGGAUAAAUACAGAGAUUUCAUUUAAA